CAACUUGAAGAUGCUGGCUGAGCCGACUGAUUUCCCGCCAGAGUGCCAGCGUGACUACUCCGUCCAGUGUUCCAAGUCCUUUUUCCCUGUCUCCACACAGGUAGCGUGCAUCCAAUGGCUGCACUGCAUGAUGUGACGCUGUCUUACCUGUGUGUCACUUUAGUGCUGGGCGAAGCCAUCCUACAGUGGUCCCUGCGAGCGCAAGCAGCGAGGCAUGGCUCAGAUGAGCGACGAGCAGAAGGAGUCCUGGAGCAUCGCGUGCGAGGACAACUACCCAUGCCUGCCCGAACAAUGUCCGCGAGGAACGGAUUGGGAGCGCACUUGUCCAGCGGGGUAAUGCUCCCCAACAAACACACACACACACACACUGAUCUAUCUGUCUUCAUGCUACAUCCUUGCAGCUGGCGCCAUGUGUCCGGCGGGCUGUGUGUGGCGCCAGCUGACUUUGACCAAUGCGACGCCAAGGUGCAGUUCGCCGCCUUCUCUUUGCAAGACAAACACGCAUUCGCACAGAAAUGCGGUCAGUCAGUGCACUGAGCAAGACACUUCGACAUGUGCAAUCGUCCGUCUACAUGCAGGUGUGCGGUGGCCAUGCCGGCGUCUCUCGUGCGCGCGAGACUACUCAUCGGUAAGAGUGGAACAAACAAGAAGACAAGCAUGCAGAGAGACACACCAACACGCCCUUGUAUGUGUAUCUGUGUAGGUGUGUCCCGAAUACUGGCACGAUGAGGGGGACUCCAUCUGCCACGCCAACCCCAACAUCUACACCGGGCCGUGUCCCAUGUAAGUCAGUGGCCCACUCCAUCCCACACAUCACACAGAGACGCCCCAAUGCACUGCACGCAUUACAUGUGUGUCUUGUCGUGUCCGUCCGGCAGGUACGCCAAUCUGACAGGCUUCGACAACGAGCUCAAGGAGAACUUCGAGAUCGUUUGCUUCGUCGCUUGGCCGUGCGCUUCACUGUGUGAGCGGGACUUCUCGGCCAAAUGUCCGCUCGCCUGGCGGCUCCUUUGCCCGUGGAUGUAUGGAUGAAUGAAUACGCUCAUGCAUUGCAUUUGGGUCUUGUGGUCAUCUCCCCGCAUUCAGCCAUGCACGG
Molecule: messenger RNA, 1096 nt
Organism: Vitrella brassicaformis
Lineage: Eukaryota; Vitrellaceae
Source: the annotation of a GenBank genome assembly